AUGUUUGUGCUACCGCCACCUCCACGAUACCCGACGCAGGCGGCAUACAAUGCCGCCGUUGCUGCUGGCCAUGCGGCCCCUAUGAUUGAGACAAACAAUAUCCUGUCCAAUCCUGAAGACCAGUUUCUUGCUGGAGAAGGCACCUAUAUUCUCAAGGAGGAUAUGUUGCUCGCGACCCCGCCGCCACAUCCGUCAGAAGCGCCCGUGAUCAACCCGAAUCCGCUCGCGACAACCCCUCAACCAGCUUCUACUGGCACUAAACUGUCCCUGGUGAACCUCGAGCACAAAUCACCGCCAGCGGCAUUUUACAAGUUCAUGGCCGAUUCUACAAUCUCAUCGACCAUCGCUGAGCACCCCAAUGAAGGAAGAUACUCCGGUGAGGCUAAGAUCAGCAGCGAUGGCUCUCUUCGAGCUGCGGGAUCCACGAGCGACGCCGGACGGCCAGCUCAGCUGCACGGGAUGUCGACACCAGCAUUUGGCGACGGCAAUGCACUCCUCAUUCCGGAGAAAACCAAAGACCUCAACAAGCGCCGCAAGCCGAAGAACAACAUGACUAAGAGCAAUUCGUCCUUCAUUUCGCGAGUAAUCAUCAACGAGAGCAUUACCAAGAAGCUUGCAGAACGGCCAUCUGAUGGUGUCUUUGCUUUCACAAAUGUGAAUCGUGCUUUCCAAUGGCUUGACAUCACUUCCGCCACCAAAGCCGACUACCUCACCAAGAUUCUCUUCACGAAAGCCCACUGCCUCAGCCACGAUGUGAACAUGGUCACAAAGUCGUCUACUCAUAUAGAUGUCAUCAUGGGCUUCUCCACGGGUGAGAUCAUCUGGUGGGAGCCCAUCUCUCAGAGAUACACGCGUCUCAAUAAGAAUGGCGUCAUCAAUAAAACUCCAGUAUCGCAAAUCCGCUGGAUUCCAGGUGCCGAAAACCUGUUCAUGGCAGCGCAUAUGGACGGCUCGCUUGUGGUGUACGACAAGGAGAAGGAAGACGCCAUCUUCAAUCCUGACGAGGAGAGACUCCUAGAGGCCAAUGGCGAGGAAGCAUCCAUUCAGGCGCCUCAGUUCAAGCGGGCAAUCCAGAUUCAGAAAUCUAUCCACUCCAAGAACCAGAAAACAAACCCUUCUGCUGUCUGGAAGUUGUCGAACCAGCGCAUCAACGCGUUUGCAUUCUCACCCGACAAUCGCCACCUUGCAGUAGUUAAGGAGGACGGAACGCUGCGUAUAAUUGAUUAUCUCAAAGAAGAGCUCCUCGGCAUCUACAAUGCCUACUAUGGUGGCCUCACAUGCGUGUGUUGGUCGCCAGAUGGCAAGUAUGUCUUGACUGGAGGCCAGGACGACCUCAUUUCCAUAUGGUGCCCAUCAGAAGGUACAAUCAUAGCACGAUGCCAAGGACAUCAGUCGUGGGUGACCGCCGUGGAAUUUGACCCUUGGCGAUGUGACGAGAAGAACUAUCGCUUCGGCAGCGUGGGUGAGGACUGUCGACUUUGCCUCUGGGACUUCAACGUCGGCAUGUUGCACCGGCCAAAGGCGACCGCACGGCACCGGGAAUCCAUCUCGUCCAAGUUCACAACCCUGCAACGCGCAGAGACUCAAGGAACUAAUGGCAGUCGAGACCGUUCCGGAUCAAUCGCAACAGCGAACGGAGACGACGAGGAUGACAACUCAAUCGACCAUCCUGUCGAGCCUCGCGCGCGCAUUGCGAUAUUGCCGCCAGUCAUGACAAAGGCAGCCGACAAGGAUCCGCUGAGCUGGUUGGCGUUCACAGAGGACUCCAUCAUGACAAGCUGUGCCAAGGGUCACAUUCGAACGUGGAACAGACCUACAGAGCCACCGACACAGGCUUGA
This is a messenger RNA of Microdochium trichocladiopsis, 1839 nucleotides long. Its product is annotated as catabolite repression protein creC. The coding region runs from base 1 to 1839 and encodes 612 amino acids. The record is from RefSeq and is a predicted model, not a curated record. The transcript is spliced from 7 exons. Gene Ontology annotation, molecular function: protein binding. Gene Ontology annotation, cellular component: cell division site; nucleus; cell tip. Lineage: Eukaryota; Fungi; Ascomycota; Sordariomycetes; Xylariales; Microdochiaceae. Gene Ontology annotation, biological process: carbon catabolite repression of transcription.